AUGGUCUGGGUUCCCACAACACUCUACCCGCAGAUAGACAAGGCCCUGCGUGGCGGAGGGCCCCAGGUGUUACUCCGUUGUGUAAAGCCAGCCACAAGCGCAAACUCAGAAGCCCCCUUGCCCCCCGCCCCGGCCGGCGGCAGCAGCAGCUCCGCGAUCCGGGAAAUCGCCGAGGACCCCAGUUCAGAUGUGGAUGAUGAGAGUAACUACAGCGAGGACAGCAGUUGCAGUGACUAUGGGAGUCACGACAGGCCUGGAACAGCUUUGCAAAGGGUGGUGUCAGAUGGAAAAGCUCUUCUCCCAGACACUUUCCAGACGAACAACCUCCUCUUCUAUGAGAGAUUCAAGACCUACCAGGAUUACAUGUUAGCUGACUGUAAAGCCUCGGAGGUGAAGGAAUUCACAGCAGAAUAUUUGGAAAAGGUUCUUGAACCCUCUGGAUGGCAAGCCAUCUGGCGCACGAAUGCGUUUGAAGUCUUAGUUGAGGUGGUCGAUGUGGAAUAUGCGUCCCUGAAGGCUGUGGUUCGCCUCUCCCAGCCUUUCCGGUGCAAGGUGCAAGAGGCGGGCUUCACCUCGGAGCACGUGUGCGCGCUGUUGGAAGUGAAGGAGUACCAGCUGCCGCUGCAGGAGCUGUGGGUCGUGUUUGACGAAUCGGGAGAAUUUGACCAGACGGCACUUGCUAUAGAGCAUGUCAGGUUUUUCUAUAAGCACAUUUGGCGGAGCUGGGAUGAAGAAGAUGAUGAUGACUUUGACUACUUUGUCAGAUGUGUGGAACCUCGGUUGCGUUUGUAUUAUGACAUCAUAGAAGAUCGGGUCUCAUCAACUCUUGUGUCAGACUAUCACAGCCGUCUUUCCCAGUGCGAAGAACUCUACUGCAAGUUCCAGGUUCUAAGGAACAGCCUCUCGGCCUGUGAUUCCGACUCUGAGAAAGACAAUAUCUCUGUGGUGGAAGGGAUGAAACUUUAUGACCAGAUAGAGCACCUGAAGCAGAAGUUGAAAAUGAUUGAGAAUCUUCUAUUCAGGUACGUCUUUGGUUAUAAGAAGCACGCUGGCCUCAGAGAGAAAGGAGUCCGUUCCUCUGGUGUCACCGUCACCCACGUUGUCUGUGCUACAGUCAAAUCGAGCUUCCUGCAAUGUCUACUCAGGGACAAACUUUCUCCAGAGCGUUUCAAUGAAGAAAUUGAAAUCCAGUUCCACAACGAUCCACAGUCUGCUCUGAAUGCUUGCUAUGAAGGAGACCGAAUCAUAGUUUGUCCUGGUCAUUACGUUGUUGAAGGAGUGUUGUCUAUCUCCGACUCUAUUGCACUAGAAGGCUAUGGGCUGCCAGAUGACAUCGUGAUAGAAAAGCAAGGGAAGGCACAUGCUUUUGUUGAGUGUACCGGAAAGGAUGUGAAAAUCUCCAGCCUGAAGCUCAUCCAACAUGAUGCGGUGAAAGGCAUUUUGAGUGUUCAUCAAGGAAGGACUACUCUGGAGAACUGCGUGCUGCAGUGCGAAACAACUGGAGUUGCCAUCCGGACAUCAGCUGAAUUCUUAAUGAAGAACUCUGAUUUGUAUGGUGCUAAGGGUGCUGGGAUUGAAAUCUACCCAGGCAGCACGUGUACCUUAAUUGGGAAUGGUUUACACCAUUGUAAAGAAGGAAUUCUCAUCAAGAACUUCUUAGAUGAACAUUUUGAUGUUCCCAAGAUAACCAUGGUGAAUAAUGUGAUUCACAAUAAUGAAGGCUAUGGUGUGGUGCUGGUGAAACCUAGAGAUGCAAGUGGGAUCACGCCAGAAAUGGUGGCAGAACAAAUAAAAGAGAGCAAGCCUGCUGAAGGCACUACCACUGUGAACUAUGAAGGUCUGCACGAAUGGGCUAAUAGCGAAUUGGAUCUUUACGGAAAAGCCAGUGACUACGAUCAUGGGGAAGGCAAUUCUCAGAUUACAGACGAGCUUUCUGCCAUAUCACUGAAGAAGAACCAGCUGUGCAAAAAGAGACUGAGUCAGUUGGGGGUCACAGAGACAGGAGACAACCAGAUGUCUCAGGAAAUGUUUGUGUCCAUCAUGGGCAACCAGUUCAAGCGUAAUGGAAAAGGGUGUUUUGGAACCUUUGUUUAUUGACUUUCUGAAUUGCAUUGUAAAGCCAGAGAGAUAACCAACAGCCAAGCGCUGAUGCCUUCCAGAACAGCUAAAACUCUCUUGACAUCUGUUUUUUUUUUUUUAAAUCUGGUUAUAUUUCUUGCUUCAGUGUGCUUCUGGUGUAUCCUUUAGAGCAGUGAGUGUGUGCAUCACAGCAGUGAAAUCCAUAUAUUGUUUGGAGUGAGUUUUGAAGCCAUAACUUGAGAGUUGAAAGCUCUCCGGUGACUCUUCUGAAGAGAGAAGCUUCAUCCUCAUUUGCUUUGUAUAUCACUUUAUUAUUAUACUAUUUAUAUCUAACAUAAAUCAGCUCAUUUUAAAAAUAAAACAAAGCCCUGUACAUUUAAAGGGAGACUGUUGGCAGUACCCUUCUACCUCCUGACCGCAAGUAAAAUGAACAUUUGUUUUUUGAGUAAUGGCUGUGCGCCAGUUUCAGCUGUGUUGAGUAAACCUUUAUAUUUAGCAUAGUUGUUCUCUUGUAUUUUUCUGGGUACA
Python bivittatus (Burmese python) is the source of this 2607-nucleotide messenger RNA. It is a transcript of the gene SHCBP1, whose product is annotated as SHC binding and spindle associated 1. The record is from RefSeq and is a predicted model, not a curated record. Gene Ontology annotation, biological process: fibroblast growth factor receptor signaling pathway. Lineage: Eukaryota; Metazoa; Chordata; Lepidosauria; Squamata; Pythonidae.